Pimephales promelas (fathead minnow) is the source of this 2672-nucleotide messenger RNA. RefSeq names its product thymine DNA glycosylase, tandem duplicate 2 (gene tdg.2). Gene Ontology annotation, biological process: base-excision repair, AP site formation. Gene Ontology annotation, cellular component: nucleus. Gene Ontology annotation, molecular function: uracil DNA N-glycosylase activity; pyrimidine-specific mismatch base pair DNA N-glycosylase activity. The record is from RefSeq and is a predicted model, not a curated record. Lineage: Eukaryota; Metazoa; Chordata; Actinopteri; Cypriniformes; Leuciscidae.
UUCAAAAAUAUGUAAUUGGAGCAUGAACAAGGACUUUUAUUUUGAAUCCAGCCUUUACCUUUGUUGACAUUUUUACCUACACCGGCUUCAUUCAUCAUGUGUAGCAUCAUUUAGCUCAUAUUUUUCUGCAUUAAAUAUUGAUAUGUGCCAGAAAAGGUCUGGAGAAUAUAUAUGGCAGUAAGACCACCAAUUAAGAUGGAAGAAAGGCAGUAUUCAUCUCUGACGGCCCCUAUGGAUUAUCUUCAGUAUUGGUAUCAAACCAAUCCCCAGCAGUACCAACCGGAGCAGGUGCCACAGUACCACCAGCUGGUUAAUGCUUCACAGUAUGGCGAGAGACCCAUGGAAGACAAAAUCAUGACUGAUUUAGCAGUGCAUCAAGAUCCAUAUCUGGAUCAACCUCAUCAGCCUCACCAAGAUCCAUAUCUGGAUCAACCUCAUCAAGAUCCAUAUCUGGAUCAACCUCAUCAAGAUUCGUAUCUGGAUCAACCUCAACAUCAUCAUCAUCAUCAACCCUCUGUCCAACAACCAGCCCCUCCGGCAUUGACAGCUAAAGGAAAGAAAAGGGGAAGGCCUCUAAAAGGUGAAGGAAAGGAAAGGACAGAAGCCGAGGAGUCUGCCAAGAAAGCAAAGAGGACGUUAGAUCGGUUCAACGGCAUGUCAGUGGAGGAAGUCAUGUCUAGAAAGCUACCAGAUGUCAUCACACAUAAUCUUGACUUGCUGAUUAUCGGCAUCAAUCCUGGACUGUUGUCAGCCUUCAAGGGAAGACAUUAUCCAAAUCCUGGGAACCAUUUUUGGAAGUGCUUGUUUCUCUCCGGGCUGACUGAAGAACAGCUGAACCACAUGCACGAUCAGACACUACCUGAACGCUAUGGCAUUGGUUUCACCAAUAUGGUGGAGAGGACCACACCUGGGAGUAAAGACCUAUCAAACAAAGAGAUCCGUGAAGGUGGCCACCAGCUUUUGGAAAAACUCCAGAAAUACAGACCUUUAAUCGCUGUGUUCAAUGGGAAAUGUAUUUAUGAAACAUUUUGCAAGGAGAUAUUUGGAGUGAAAGCCAAGAACUUAGAGUUCGGAUUGCAGCCCUACAAAGUGCCCGAAACGGAGACGGUUUGCUAUCUGAUGCCAUCGUCAAGCCCACGCUGUGCCCAGUUUCCUCGUGCUCAGGACAAAGUGCACUUCUACAUCAAGCUAAAAGAUCUCAGGGAUCAGCUGAAGGGAGAGGUGAAGACUCAGGAGAUCCAAGAGACAAACUACACAUUUGAUGUGGCUCUGGCCAAAGAGGAUGCCAAAAGAUUGGCAAUUAAAGAAGAGCAGCAUGACCCUGAGUACGAGAAGACCUGUGCACAUGGAUCAUGGGGGGAACCACAGCAAGCGUUUGGAGCCCAUCCGUCUACAGAUACAGGUAACGGACAACCGGUGGACAAUGCAGCCGUUUGCAGACCAGAUUCCAGACAUCAGAUGUAGCAACAGCCGAACAACCUGAGAAAAGUAGUUAUGGCACAAAGACUGUUUGUCUACACUGCAUGUACUGAGAAGGACCAACUAAACAUUUUUUUUUAUUCUUUUAUUUAAUAUUUCAAUAUGUUUUGGCUGUGUUCCUGAGUGAUGAUGUUAAGUUGUUACCUGGAAUAUUUAAUGUAUAUGAUUUCUCUGUGUUUGUGUGCGCGCGUGUUGCUUGGAUGAAUGUGAGACUUUCUGUUUGAGACAUUUUUCUAAUUUUUUGCCACUAUGUUUUUUAAUUACUUUUUUUUAAGGAAACUUUAAUCAUACACGACUGUCCAAAAGUUUGUGGUUAGUAAGAUUUUAUUUUUUUAAGAAAUUAAUACUUUAAAAAAAAAGUGACAGUAAAGACGUAUAAUGUUACAAAAUAUUUCAAUUUCAAAUGAACAUUUUUUCAACUUUCUAUUCAUCAAAGAAUCCUGACAAAUGUCAAUGAUCUUGACCACCAAAUCAGCAUAUUAGAAUGAUUUCUGAAUUAUUUCAAAUUAAGCCUGCCAUCAAAGGAAAAAUUACAUUUAAAAAAAAAAAAGAAUUGUAGUAAUACUUCACACUAUUACAGUUUUUCUGUAUUUUUGAUUAUUUAAAUGCAGCCUUGGUGAGCAGAAGAGACUUCUUUCAAAAAAUCUUACCAACCCCAAACCUUUGAAUGGUAAUGUAUGUUGACUGUUUGUUUAUAUAGUUUCAUAUUUACUAAAUUUAUACAUUUCUGUGGUAUUAGGAUUAUUCUGAGAAGACCCCUAAUAUUUGACAUGCACAUGUUUUUUUUUUCUUUUUUUUUUUUUUUUUUUUUCAUUAGGAGUAUUUCAGUGUAGCAAAUUGCAAACCAUGACUGGCCUCUGGAAGAGGUUUAUCACUGUGCAUGCCUUCAAUGCAUGGAUUUAUAUGGCAUGCUCAAUCCCACAUUAUGGUGCUUAUUGAAUACCGAUCACCCAAUUUACCUCAUUUUUGAAUGGUAUUUUUAGACUUUUUAGAAUUGUUUUGUUAUUUUGCAGUCAGUGGACAUAACUGUUUAUUAUUAUACCUGUUUUGUUGCAUAAUAAUAUUCCAGCUUUAUUGUUCCUGUGAGAAUUCUGUAACACGUAUGUUAUUCUGUAAGUUGUAUUUUAUUUUUUAUAUGUAUGUAUUACUAAAGGAACUGUUUUAGGGCAAAUAAAAGCAGAUAUGAAAAGCAA